GGGGGGAGGGGCGGAGCGUGGCAGCUGGCAGUAGUUCCGUCAGAGCGGACAUCUUGUGGCUGUGUCGUGCGCGUGAGCCCCGUAGGGCCGGGGAGGCACCAGCUGCCGCGCGGGGAGGAGGCCGAGGCCGCAGCUUGAGGGAGGCCCCGGCCCCUCUGCGCCUGUGUCUGGCAGAGCCGGUGUGAGACGAAGAGACAAUCCUUCCCUGCCGCCCGGAUAAUCAAGAGUUUUGGCCGGACCUUUGAGCACACACCGAGAGAGUGAGGAGCCAGACGAAAAGCACAGACUAUGGCGCUGAAACGGAUUAAUAAGGCUUUUAACUGGAAAGGAAGAGUAUUUCUAAGGAAGAAAAGGCCUGGGUUCUCAUGCUAGCCAGGUGUGCAGGAAGGUUUCAGGAGAAGCAGUUCAGAGGAAGAUGAUCCAAAAAGAAAAUUCCCUCCAGGAGAACACACCAUGGCAAAGAGAUGUCUAACUUUGGAACUUAGUGAUUUGGCCCGUGACCCUCCAGCACAAUGUUCUGCAGGUCCAGUUGGGGAUGAUAUGUUUCAUUGGCAAGCCACAAUUAUGGGACCUAAUGACAGCCCAUAUCAAGGCGGUGUAUUCUUUUUGACAAUUCAUUUUCCUACAGACUACCCCUUCAAACCACCUAAGGUUGCAUUUACAACAAGAAUUUAUCAUCCAAAUAUUAACAGUAAUGGCAGCAUUUGUCUCGAUAUUCUAAGAUCACAGUGGUCUCCUGCUUUAACUAUUUCUAAAGUUCUUUUAUCCAUUUGUUCACUGCUAUGUGAUCCAAACCCAGAUGACCCCCUAGUGCCAGAGAUUGCACGGAUCUAUAAAACAGACAGAGAUAAGUACAAUAGGUUAGCAAGAGAGUGGACAGAGAAAUACGCUAUGUUGUAGGGUACAACAGAAUAUCUCGGGAAUGGACUCAGAAGUAUGCCAUGUGAUGCUACCUUAAAGUCAGAAUAACCUGCAUUAUAGCUGGAAUAAACUUUAAAUUACUGUUCCUUUUUUGAUUUUCUUAUCCGGCUGCUCCCCUAUCAGACCUCAUCUUUUUUAAUUUUAUUUUUUGUUUACCUCCCUCCAUUCAUUCACAUGCUCAUCUGAGAAGACUUAAGUUCUUCCAGCUUUGGACAAUAACUGCUUUUAGAAACUGUAAAGUAGUUACAAGAGAACAGUUGCCCAAGAUUCAGAAUUUUUUUAAAAAUGGAGCAUGUGUAUUAUGUGGCCAAUGUCUUCACUCUAACUUGGUUAUGAGACUAAAACCAUUCCUCACUGCUCUAACAUGCUGAAGAAAUCAUCUGAGGGGGAGGGAGAUGGAUGCUCAGUUGUCACAUCAAAGGAAGCAGCAUUAUUCUAGCAUCCAGUCUUUUUUUAAGCCUUCCACUGUUAGAGAUUUGAGGUUACAUGAUAUACUUUAUGCUCAUAACUGAUGUGGCUGGAGAAUUGGUAUUGAAUUUAUAGCAUCAGCAGAACAGAAAAUGUGAUGUAUUUUAUGCAUGUCAAUAAAGGAAUGACCUGUUCUUGUUCUACAGAGAAUGGAAAUUGGAAGUCAAACACCCUUUGUAUUCCAAAAUAGGGUCUCAAACAUUUUGUAAUUCUCAUUUAAAUUGUUAGGAGGCUUGGAGCUAUUAGUUAAUCUAUCUUCCAAUACACUGUUUAAUAUAGCACUGAAUAAAUGAUGCAAGUUGUCAAUGGAUGAGUGAUCAACUAAUAGCUCUGCUAGUAAUUGAUUUAUUUUUCUUCAAUAAAGUUGCAUAAACCAAUGAGUUAGCUGCCUGAAUUAAUCAGUAUGGGAAACAAUCUUUUGUAAAUGCAAAGCUGUUUUUGUAUAUACUGUUGGGAUUUGCUUCAUUGUUUGACAUCAAAUGAUGAUGUAAAGUUCAAAAGAGUGAAUAUUUUGCCAUGUUCAGUUAAAAGUGCACAGUCUGUUACAGGUUGACACAUUGAUUGACCUGAUUUAUGCAGAAUUAAUAAGCUAUUCGGAUAGUGUAGCUUUAGUAUGCUGCACGUGAUCCUGGCAGCCCUGGAGUUCAUAGAUGGACUUGGGACCCAGCAGUUUUGAAACAUGUAUAUGGAGUUGAAGUUUAUUUUCCAGGUGCAACCCCCAUCUAACUAAAUUUUUUUCUUCACCUUGUACACUUGACAGCUGAAAAAACCAUAACAUGGGAGUAAUAAUGGGUCAAAAUUUACAAAAUAAAGUACUGUUUUGGUGUGGGAGUUGUCAUGAGGCUGUGUUGAAGUGACUUAACUAUGUGGGAUAUUGAAUAUCCAUUGAAAUGGAUUUGUUCAGCCAUUUACAUUAAUGAGCAUUUAAAUGCUACAAAUAUCAUUUCAGGUGACUUAACAUGAAUGAAUAAAAGUCAAUGCUAUUGGAUUAUU
This is a messenger RNA of Zalophus californianus (California sea lion), 2382 nucleotides long. RefSeq names its product ubiquitin conjugating enzyme E2 D3 (gene UBE2D3). The transcript has 10 exons. The coding region runs from base 454 to 900 and encodes 148 amino acids. Gene Ontology annotation, molecular function: ubiquitin conjugating enzyme activity. Gene Ontology annotation, cellular component: nucleus. Gene Ontology annotation, biological process: ubiquitin-dependent protein catabolic process; protein K11-linked ubiquitination. The record is from RefSeq and is a predicted model, not a curated record. Lineage: Eukaryota; Metazoa; Chordata; Mammalia; Carnivora; Otariidae.